GAAACCAUCGCCCUCAACCACAGGCAUAAUCCGGGCAUAGAAUAGUGCUGCGAUCAAUCUAUGCAUCGUCAGGUUUAUGCGUUAAAAUUCAAGAAAUAACUACAGUUAAAAUGGCGUCGUUAAGCGGCGACGAUAGUGAAAUUGUUGCAACUGAACCAGUUAGGCGAACUAGGUCUGGUCGAGCAGUGGCUAAUCUAGUUGUUGCCAAGAAAUCACCUACCAAAAAACUACUUGCCAGAGCAACUCGUUCGCAGAAGAAAGCACGCGAAGGUGAAGAUUACCUUCAACCAGAGCCUGAGGAAGAGGCAUCUCUGGGGGAAGAGGAGACUUUUGGGGAAAUCGAAGAAGCUUCAGAGAACGGGCUGCAGUCAUUUGGAGCUCCGUACAACGAACCUUCAGGCGAAGAUGAAACUACCACGUUUCAUCUUGAACUAGAGGACUCACAGGACAUUGUUCUUAUCGAGGAUGCCGAUGUGUGCCAUGAAACACCAGUUGUUGAUCCGGAGAUCAGCAACAUCGUUUACAGAGACGAAAAAGAAAAUGUUCCUGAGCUGGAGGCUCCCCCACCACCUAUUGUCACUAAAGUCACACCCACAGCUUCCAUUGUGUCGACUCUGAAAGUGAAGGAAACUAUUCAACUGAUGGAUUUAUCAGAAAACAGCAUAGAAGCUGCGGAUGAUACAGAACCGGAAAAUAUGAAUGUAAUGCAGGAACGCGAUGAAGUAAUGGAUGAUUUUGAGCACGUACUCAAUGACGAAGAGGAGCCAUCUGAAAAUGGCACCCUGAAUUCAUUCGCGCAAGGCGCAGAGGCAGAUUUUAAUACCGAGACUGUCGACUUAAUAGAAGUACCUUUGGCUCACCAGAGUCUACUCAGUUUUGAGUCAAUGGAAGUUGAUCAGAACAAAUUGAACAACGGAGAUGAGAACAUGGAUGACCAAGAAGACAAAGUCGAGCCUGACACCGAAGCAGUUUCCGAAGACGAACUACCAACAGAAGCAGCUGCCAAGGAACCUGAAACCGAGGCAGUUUCCGACGAAGAACUGCCAGCUGCGGCACCUGCGGAUCUCGGAGAGACUGAGUCUGUAUCCGAAGAUGAGCUGCCCCCCGAUGGCGACAAAAAGAAAAAAGCAAAAACCGUUAGCAAAGAACUACCGGAGAGUGAAAAAGUCAAGCCUGAAGGAGGUGGAGCUAAACGUAAGUUGAAUGCAGAAGGAGAAUAUGAUCCUAGUUCUCCAACAUCAGAGAACAACGACGAAACACCAGCGAAGAAAGUAGCCAUAUCCUCAGAUGUCGAUGGAGCGGAUGACAAGCCAGAAGCUAAACCAGCAUCUCCAAAGAAAAAGACCUUGCCAGAACUGGACAAAUACUGGAAAGCUGUUAACGAAGAUCCCUCAGACUUCACCGGAUGGACUUACCUCCUUCAGUAUGUCGAUCAAGAGAAUGACGCGGAAGCAGCACGAGAGGCUUAUACAAAAUUCUUGGAGCGUUAUCCGUAUUGUUACGGAUACUGGAGGAAGUUUGCUGAUUAUGAAAAGAAAAAAGGAAACCCUGAAAACUGUCAGAAGGUCUUUGAUCAAGGAUUGAAAGCUAUCUCACUCAGUGUUGAUCUAUGGCUACACUACAUUAACCACUGCAAAUCCGUCUAUGAACAUGAUGAGGAAAAACUUCGCGAGCAGUACGAGAGAGCCAUAGAGGCAUGUGGGCUGGAAUUUAGGUCAGACCGCCUGUGGGAAAGCUACAUAAAAUGGGAAACCGAGGCAAAACGUUUGAGCCAGGUCACAGCCCUGUACGACCGUCUACUGUCGACGCCGACGCUGUGUUAUCUCUCGCACUUUGAAUCCUUCCAGGAAUUCGUCGCCUCGAAUCCCCCGAACAAAAUACUUAACGUUGACGAUUUUCUUACACUCCGUGCCGAGGUAAAAGCCCUUCUUAAAUCCGAUGAAUCCGCCGGUCCAGUUUCUGCGACAGACGAUGCUCCACCUGGCGAAGAACCAUCGCCGUAUGAGGUUCCACCGACCGAUGAAGAAACGCGAGCUAUAAGAGAAAAAAUUAUUAGCUCACGACGAAAACUACACAAGGCAAAUGUCAAUGCCGUCGCAGCUCGGUGGUCUUACGAAGAAGGGAUCAAGAGACCGUAUUUCCACGUUAAGCCAUUGGAACGUUGUCAGUUGAAAAAUUGGAAAGAGUACUUAGAUUUCGAAAUUGAACAGAAGGAUCCAGCCAGAAUCAUAAUUCUCUUCGAGCGCUGUUUGAUCGCGUGCGCGUUGUAUGAUGAAUUCUGGAUGCGGUUCAUACGUUAUCUCGAAACCCAGAAGAAUGAAAACACAGAAAAAAUAAGAGACGUUUACUCUCGAGCGUGUAUAGUUCAUCACCCGAAAAAACCAAAUUUACACUUACAAUGGGCAACUUUCGAGGAAGGUCAAGGGAACUUCGAAAAAGCUGCUGAUAUCCUUGAGAAGAUUGAUUCCGCGUUGCCGAACAUGUUACAAAUUGCGUAUCGUCGCGUUAAUUUGGAACGUAGAAGAGGAGAUUUAGACAAGGCUUGUCUUCUUUACGAAAAUUAUAUAAGCAACAGCAAAAAUCGAACAAUUGCUAACAACGUUGCCGUUAAAUAUGCCAGAUUUCUCUGCAAAGUAAAAAAUGACAUCGAUAAAGCGGUGAAAGUCUUACUGAAGGCAACGGAAAAAGACAAAGAUAACCCGAGACUGUAUCUCCAACUGAUAGACCUUGGUUUGCAACGUAGUCCGGUCAAUACAUUAGAGGUGAUCGGAUACAUGGAUAUGUUUAUAGAACGAGAACACGCGGAUCUUGAACAGAGGGUGCUCUUUGCUCAACGAAAAGUUGAAUUUUUGGAAGACUUCAGUCCAGAUAUUCGCCAGGUAUUGAAAGCCCACGAACAGUUCCAGAAAUGCAUAAAACAAGCCAAAGAGAGAAAAAAAGCCAAGAACGAAGACAGCAAAAUUACCGAGGCGUCUCCGCCCAAGAAACUCAAGGCAGGGGAUCAAUCGAGCGUUCCUCCACCACCGUCUGUUGGUUCGCAGUCAUCGUAUCAAUACGGAAGUGGUCCCAGUGGGCCGUAUCAAUCUCAGCAACCGUUCCAGAGUGGUCAAUACAGCGGGCAGGGUAGUUAUCAACAGGGAUAUCAACAAUACCCACCUCCAUCUGACCCUAAUUAUGCCAACUAUCAGAACUGGCAGUAUAGCCAGGGCGGACCUCAGGCAUAUGGUCCGUACAAUCAGUGGGGUUCUUACAAUUACUAUUAAUACUGAAGCGUGGGUUAUCAUUCCAUCGCGCUCUCACAUUCUUUGUACAUUCUUUAAAGUCUAGCUGCAUUAUCUUACAUAUGACGAACUCUUUUGACUCUUCUCUUCGUCCAAAGGGCGAACUUUGACUUUCUCCCACCUAGUUUAUAGGAAGGAGAACAGAGGUUGAUUAAAAUUGGAACGGAUAUACAUAAAUACUGCAUUUCCUGAUCUACGAUGUCACAGUCAAUGUGAAUGAAUCAUUCAACUUUGUAUCCUCUCAAUAAAUGAAUAUUAGAGUCUCUGAUGAUUUGCCAACUCGACGAAGGAAUAUUCUACCUACUUUCACUCAGCGUAUUUAUCAUAUGUAUUUAUUUGUCGAGUAAAUCGAAAGUGAAACUAUUUCUGCCAGGCGUAAUUCAAGUUGCUUUUCUCCUAUUUACUACGUUACUUCGAUUAAAACUUUGACUUUUUCGAUUAAGUAUUUAACCAUGGUUUUCGAGAGGAGUUUGAUUUUGAGAAUUUUUAAAAAGAGCAAAGUGAACCAUAACAAAAUUGAAAAAAAAGUCAUAAUAAAAAUAAAUGAUUGAUAAUCAUUGAAUAUCGGGUCUUGGAAAUAUAUAAUUUUAUUAUUUAUGUGGCAAUGAAUCAUUUUAACCAACUGCGAUGAAUGACGAUAACGAUAUUGUUCAAUAAGUAGAGUAUAAUGAGCAGGUAUGGCGAAUAAAUAAAUUGACGAACAAUGAUGAUUAUUACCUUUCUAUUUCCACCGAAAGGCAAGGUCAAAAAAUAUAAAUUACUCAUCUGAAAUUACAGCAUACCUCACAUACUUAUACCGUGCUUGUACUUACAUACGUACAUUUUUCGUGCCAUUCUUCUUUGUUACAAGUCAUUCCCAUUUCCAUUUCUACUGUUUAUCUAUAACUCUAAACCACUCAAGUUGAGUAGUAUUCGUUGCACCCAGAUGAGUUCGGGUAAAGGGAGAUUUUUUGGAUAAUAUAGGUGUGUUUCAAUGUCGUUUAUAAUCAACAAUUCUUUACUAAUUAUAUUAUAAGUAUAUAUUUGAGAAAAUAUCACAAUGCUAGACACCAAACAUUUGCCGGAUAACAGCAGCCCUUUCUAUUUCACAAUCUUUAUUUUCAUUUAUGGUUUCGAAAACAGGUAAAUCGACAUUUGUAGUGCAUAUAUUAAUGUUGAUGAUGAUGAUAAUAAUAAAGUAUUAACACACCAACAACAACAACAGCAAUAACAAUAGUGACAAUGAUGAUGAUGAUGGUAAUCUCCAACCGAGUGGUAUUCUUUAUUGCAGAAAUCAUUAUUGCACCUCAAAUGUCAUGCGUAUACAUGGCUAUAGUUUGUGUCUACAGACUGAAAAAAAACUAGAAUCCGGUUUAAAAUUCUAACAUGUUUUAUAUUUAGAUAUUACAGAUUCUACUCAUGAGAUAAUUAACUAAAUUCUCGUUGUAUAAGUACAUUAAAAAAAAACAAAAAAAAAAAA
Molecule: messenger RNA, 4740 nt
Organism: Athalia rosae (coleseed sawfly)
Lineage: Eukaryota; Metazoa; Arthropoda; Insecta; Hymenoptera; Athaliidae
Gene: Prp39
Product: pre-mRNA-processing factor 39
Exons: 13
Coding region: 111-3263 (1050 amino acids)
Biological process (GO): mRNA 5'-splice site recognition; RNA processing
Cellular component (GO): U1 snRNP; U2-type prespliceosome; commitment complex
Molecular function (GO): protein binding
Source: RefSeq, a predicted model, not a curated record